Messenger RNA from Besnoitia besnoiti, 5478 nucleotides. RefSeq lists its product as uncharacterized. The transcript is spliced from 29 exons. The record is from RefSeq and is a predicted model, not a curated record. Lineage: Eukaryota; Apicomplexa; Conoidasida; Eucoccidiorida; Sarcocystidae. Bases 1 to 5478 code for a protein of 1825 amino acids.
AUGCACACCAUGAGGAGACCGGACCGCUUUUUUGCGAGGGUCCUCCUCGUAUUUAUUCCCCUAGCCCUGAUCAUGUCCACGGAGGGGUGGGUAUCCGUGAGCCUCGCGGAAGCCGCACAUACCUCGCCAGCGAGUGGGGGGGUGCGGGCUCGGCGAGCUCAACGGAGAAUCAAACAGAGUGCAGACGCCGUCACCGCUUCUGAUCUUGGGAACGAGCUGAUGGAGGUUGUUGCAGAGGAGGCGGGCAAGCCCGUCGAAGAAAUUAUCCCUCCUGAGGGGCAAAAAGGUUUUAUCGCGGAGAUGGGUGUCGCAGCAGGGAUUCAGAUCACCUUUACUCCAAGCGAUAUCGUUCGCCUGUUUGGCGCCUCUCUUCUGCGGCGACUCAUCGCUCUCACGGACUACUGGAAGCUGACGGAGCUGCCGGCUUUCGACCGCGUGCUCAUUUCCAGGAUUCCGCCGGGCGGCGCGCAUCAGGGGGCCCCGUCCGCGUGCGUUUCCGUGACCGGCUUUGAUUCAUCCGAAGCGACGGCGCCGAUCAUUUUUGCGAACGGGCUCGAGUUCGUGCAGAUGCUAUUCAUGGUCAUGUCCACGAUGCACCAGGCGUCGUCGCUGACUGACACCAAAGCGCUUCUCUCCUUUGUGCCGCUGCUGCGCACCUGGCGAAUGGUCGCACAGCUGUCGAUGCUCUACUACACUUUCCUCGCGGUGCCAAUAGGCGCCGCGAUCCGCAUGCUUGAGGAGAAGAUUCUGCCGUCGCGCUCGGGCGACGCGCACGACGAAGCGCAAAACAGGCUGUCCGAGCUCAAAAAGAUCCACACAGUUGUGAGUGGGAUGCUGCCAUCGGGAGUCAAGGCCAAAGAUCUUACCAUUCAGCUCGACACGACAGACGCCCUCGACAAGGCUAUCGCGGACGCCUGCGUUGAGUCUGAGAUUCCGCUUGUUCGAUACGGAAAGGGGAGCGCGUUCCUGAAGAAUGCGCUCGCGAAUCGCUCCUCGUUCUUUCAACAGCUGCACCGCGGCGGGCCCCACGCGAACGACGUCGUCGGCGAGCUCGUGCAUCACGCAGUUACCAAGUUUUUUGAGGCUCACGGGCACUCUCUGAGCGUCGCAGAACUCAUGAAGCCCGACUUCUGGGCAAACGAGGAGGAGGCGGCGGCCAUGCUCGACGAAAUCCUUCAAAUGACAAACCGCGAAGUGCAGGCGGCGUUUAAGCUCAUUCAGAGCCGCCUCGAGGGUCAGGUCUCCCCCCAGGAGCUGCUCGGCGACUUGACGCAAGAGUAUGAGACGUCGGAGAAAGCGGUGAAACAGCUCAGCAGCGUCUUCGUGAAUCGCAUCAAAGAAGCGGAAGCGGCGAUUGCCAAAUUUGUCGAGCGCGAGAACGCGGCCGGUCUUUGCCAACUCGUGCGGAACGCAGACACCGAAGCGCACCCGUGGAUUUCGCAGUUGAUUUACAUGCAUGCGGAGCUGAGGCAAUUUUGCAAAAAGAGCCCGAAGUUCUGCCAGGAGCUCCUGGAAUGCCUCGAAGCUGAGCCGCCGUCCUUUCCGGGAGCGAUGACGACAUUUGAAUUUAUUCCUGUGCUCAAGUCUAUAACGGAUGCCUCGAUGGAGGGCGGCGCGCGCGUUUUCGCCCACUCGCUCUCGUCCGAGCUGAAGGAGGAGGCUCAGCAAAUUGAACACAUCGAACACGCGGAAACUAUGGAGGAGGAGGCGAAGGAAGGCACAGCAGAGGAGAAAGCGGAGGAUGGCGAGUCGCAGCCGGCUGCCUCGUCUCGUCCCCCGGCUCAUCAGCCUGAGAGGGAAGACGAAGCAGACGCACCAGCGCCUGUUAGGUCCCGUGCAGAACUGUCCAGCGACCAGAAGGCCUUCCUCGCCGACGCUGGAAACUUUCGGGCCUCACUCCGUCUCGCCAGCCAGGCCAUGGUCCGCAUGCUGCUGCAGACGUUUCGCUAUUUCGCGGCGUCGCGAGACCUGAGCGCCGGGGCGUUGGCGAGGCUCGCCACGGACUGCGCGGUUCUUGAGGAAGGCGCGGAAGUUAUGCAAGAAAUUGAAGAGGCGGCGGCGCGCUUGCCUUCGGGCGGCGAUCACGCAGGCCCGCCUAAGGCGGACGCAUCCGGUCCUUCGUCAUUUCUGGUCGAGAAGCAGGCUGCGGUGCCUUUGCGAGACGAGGCCUCGCAGUCCGCCCCCGCUUCCCGGUUUCAAUCCUCUUUCUUCGAGGGUCUGCGGCCGUUCAGGUCCUCGCUCUUCUCCGCGUUCUCGCGCGGGCUGCCGUCAUUCGCGGCCUCCACAGGUUUCCUGCAAACCUGGGCGCCUGCCCCUUCGCGCGCCGCCGCUCCGGCGUCUCUGGCGGCCUCAGCGCCAGCGGCUACGCUUCCAGCGGCCGCGUUCCUCGAGGCAGCAACUGCUGUGGGCAAACGCAGAUCGCGGAAGCGUAGAGGCAAGUUUAGGCGGAAGAGAAAAUCGAAGAAGAAAGCGAAGAAACGCAGGCCGUCGCAUGGAGACCUUGCAGGCGCCGCUGCGCUGCACGACGCCUUCCGCUACAACAGAGCCGCGGCGUGUUUCGCCGUUGCUCUGGACGCCGGAAAACUGUUUAAGAACCAAGGCUGGAGCAAGAUCGAGUCCGACGAACAAUCCACCGCGGCCCUCGUUGGGUCUGCGCAGCGCAUGCAGUCAUCUUGGAAAAAUAGAAUCUUUUCCGCCAACGCUGGUGCUCGCACGCGCAUCGCGAUCCUGAACCCCCUCGGCAUCGCGGCUUUCAGCCCCAGCGCCUUCAUCAAACUCCGGGAACACGUCCUUUCUUGGUUCACUGUGGAAGUCAAGUUCCUCUUCAAGCGAUGCAGCACUCUGGCGGGCGCGCCGGCGCACGUUCCGCCCUCGCACGUUGCAGAGUCUCUUUCCGACUUCGGUUUCUCUGACACCGCCAUCACUUUGCUUCAACGCCUCUUUGAUGAAACUUGCGCUUUCAUAACCGACCGAAAGGAUCUUGCGUCCCUGCUUGUGCCCUUCGCCUUGACUGAGAAGGCCGAACACAUUCCAGACAGCGCCACGCUUGACCCCUUGCUAACGGGCUUCCUACGCUUGAUCGCUCGAAACCAUCUUGGCUUGACGUUCGAAAAGCCAUUCAACAGCGCAAUCGAAGCAGCGAAAGCCGUGCAGUCUCUAGGGAGGCGAAAGUAUGAGGUGGCGAAGCUCGUCACAGCUUUAGGUCUCUCGACUCCCGUUUCGCAUAUCAAGAAAUCGUUCGAUGAACGAGGACUCCGCGUGUGGAUGGCGCGCCUGGAGGCGGCGAAUGAACAGCUCAUGACAGGCAACGCCAAGCAGAAGAAGCUUCUCACGUCUCGAAUCGACACGAUCAAAGGCCGCCUCAGCGUCCUCGAGUGCCUGAUCGAGCGCAACUCGCUGCUGCGGCCGCCUGCGUUGUCCGCUUGCCCUGCUGAUGCCGGGAUCCUCGCGAAAGGCACAGAUCUCGAGAAGACGUAUCAAGAGUGCCUGGCGCGCGACCAUUCAGCCCCGGUCAAGCAGAAGCGGAAGAGGCGCAAGAAGGGGGAGCCGGCAGUUGGGCCCUCUGACGCGGACACGCAGUCUGCGGCGGCCCCUGAGAGCGCCGCAGGACACGCCGAUGAGUCGGCAGUUUCCUCAGAUGCCUCGGAAGCCGCAGCAAACCGUCCCUCGGUCCACCAUGCGCCGCAUGGCGCCGCGGAGCACGGAGCUGGGCCCGCUCACAGCGGCGCCGGCCUGCAUGCACCCGCCUCCGAGUCGGACGAGUUCCGCGAGGUCUCAUCGCAGGCGCACGGUUUAGGCGCUCGCCACGGUCGCGCUGGUGCCCACCCUGGCCCCAAGGCGGCCGCCGACCCCCGCGGAGACCCCGCGGGGUCUCACGGCCACGCCGCGGCUGCUGAGGCGCAUCGGCCGGAAGGCUCCGCUGAGCACCAUGCAGCUGAGAGUCCCGCGAAAUCGCACACUCCUGACGCCGGAGGCGCAGGUCACCACGAGGCCGCCGAAGGCCACCAGACAGCGGCUCACGCGCUUGCAGGUGCGCCUGGCAAGGACGCGCAGGCGACCGCAGAGCCCGAGGGCUCGGAGACGCAUGGCGCCACAGCCGCCAGCCACGCGGCCCAUGACGACCACCGUAGAAAGUCGAAAAAACACAGGAGGAAAAAGUCGGGUGGCACCAAGACGGGGCAUCAAGAGGGAAGCGCCGAGAGCCACGGAGCCCAGAAGGCUCAUCACAAGGAGGCCGCCGGCCCCCGCGGAGACCCCGCGGGGUCUCACGGCCACGCUGCGGCUGCUGAGGCGCAUCGGCCGGAAGGCUCCGCUGAGCACCAUGCAGCUGAGAGUCCCGCGAAAUCGCACACUCCUGACGCCGGAGGCGCAGGUCACCACGAGGCCGCCGAAGGCCACCAGACAGCGGCUCACGCGCUUGCAGGUGCGCCUGGCAAGGACGCGCAGGCGACCGCAGAGCCCGAGGGCUCGGAGACGCAUGGCGCCACAGCCGCCAGCCACGCGGCCCAUGACGACCACCGUAGAAAGUCGAAAAAACACAGGAGGAAAAAGUCGGGUGGCACCAAGACGGGGCAUCAAGAGGGAAGCGCCGAGAGCCACGGAGCCCAGAAGGCUCAUCACAAGGAGGCCGCCGGCCCCCGCGGAGACCCCGCGGGGUCUCACGGCCACGCUGCGGCUGCUGAGGCGCAUCGGCCGGAAGGCUCCGCUGAGCACCAUGCAGCUGAGAGUCCCGCGAAAUCGCACACUCCUGACGCCGGAGGCGCAGGUCACCACGAGGCCGCCGAAGGCCACCAGACAGCGGCUCACGCGCUUGCAGGUGCGCCUGGCAAGGACGCGCAGGCGACCGCAGAGCCCGAGGGCUCGGAGACGCAUGGCGCCACAGCCGCCAGCCACGCGGCCCAUGACGACCACCGUAGAAAGUCGAAAAAACACAGGAGGAAAAAGUCGGGUGGCACCAAGACGGGGCAUCACGAGGGAAGCGCCGAGAGCCACGGAGCCCAGAAGGCUCAUCACAAGGAGGCGCACGAACAUUCUGCUCACUCAGGAGGGCUUCCAGAGAGCUCCGAGACGCAUGGAGAUGCCUCAGCCUCUUAUCACGACGGUCAUGCUGAAAAGCAUGGGAGUCACGAGGGCCACCACAAGGGAUCCCGUUUCGCUCAUCGCGAGCCGGCGGCUCAUGACCACCCAGAGGGCGACGCAGAAGCGAAACGGAAGGCCGAGAUCAUUGAGGCCAGAAAAAAGCGGAAAGAGGCAAAGAAGGAGAGGAAACGCCUGGCUGCGGAGCGGAAGGCCGCCAUGCAGCACCAGUCGAAACCGCGAGGACUGUCCAAGAAGCAAAAAAAGCGACACGCAAAGAAAGAGACGAAAGCGGAGCACGCCACCUCAAAAGCAGCCUAUGCCCUUCAGCUCUCUCAAAGUCGGCACGACGGACUCGAGCACAAAACCUGGGAGCGAGAAAUCGAAUCCCAUGUUGCGUGA